Durusdinium trenchii is the source of this 1626-nucleotide messenger RNA. The record is from the annotation of a GenBank genome assembly. Lineage: Eukaryota; Dinophyceae; Suessiales; Symbiodiniaceae.
AUGACAGAGGGGAAGCAACAGCUGUUCCUUCAACGUGUCCUUUUCUCUUUUGACUUGGCAAAGAGAAAAGCUGGAAAGGCCCAGAUUUUGCGAAUGAGCACCACGGAGUGGCAGCAGGAGGCUGACAUUUGCUGCCUGGGUGGCUAUGUCUUAGAGAAAAUGAGGUCAGCCAGAACCUCUGACAAUCUCGUCCUGUUCAAGAAGACUACCACCGAUAUGGUCAGGAGCAGGUUCAUUGAGGGGGAUUUCCAUGACGACCUCAAGCCCCUUUUGGAAAGCAAAGAUGCUCUCUUCAGCCCAGAAGAGGUGAGUAUGUGGUUCGAGAACCUUCCAAAAAAGGUGGAUCCGGCGGCUUCACAGGAGACCCUAUCCAAAGCGGAUUGCAAAAUUGAAGCGCUUCAACUUCAGCAGUCCAAAAUGCAGUUCGAGGCAGAUGCAUUGUCGCUGGCAAGGGACGCCACGCAGAUUGCAGCCCUUUAUCAAAAGGAAAUGAAAAACGAGAGGGCCAAUCGUCUAGCAAAAGUGACGCAUCUAAAGCAGCAAAACCAAAUGGGUUCCAAUUUGGUGAUGCAGCACAUGAGGAAGAACUGCCGUCACGUUGGGGGACCUAUCACUGACUUGAGCGAUGAGAUUUUGAAGGAUGAACUGAACAACUCCAUCACCAUGCUGUCAAAGGCGCUCGCAGCACUUCCGGAGAAAUCCAUCGGCUUCGUCAUUGCACCUCAUGCCCAGUGUGUCCGCGAGUUGCUUCCAUGGACACCAGAGAGCCAAUAUGAAGUCCCGACUGCAGAGGUGGUAUUGCAUGCUUCAGAAGGAAGCAGGGCGCUCUCAAGCAACCAAGAGACUGCACAAUUGCUGGCGGGGCCUGCAAUGCCCACCGCCGUCCUCCAGAGCCUCUUAUCCGGGGCUGAUGUUGGAAGAGUGGUUGGCAUCCUGAACCUGUCCCCAUAUGACGGGUGGCUGGAGAAGGUCGCGUUGAAAUGGAGCCCACGUUCACAGCGACUGGAAGAAAUGGGUGACGACAUCAGGAAGUAUGACCAAACUCCACCUCCGCUUGCUGAAAUCGCUUUGGAGACUGUGACCCUGAAGUUGGCUGAGGUCACCAAGGAUGACUCAAGAAAGGGUAGGUUCAAGGUCACAUUGACCAACGAGGUGAGGUCUCGACACCUAUCUGAUGUGGUUCACGCUGCUGACUGGAAGCGUUUGAUCACCGAUUUCGACACCAAGUUCUGUGGGAACAUGGCAACCGUGGAGGCCGAAGAAACCCAGAUUGUGCCUGCUGAAGAGAAAGAAGAGGAACUGCCUGAAUGGACCUCGGAGCCAAAUGAUGUGCAGUCUUUGAUGGACAAGUACAUUCUGGAGGCCAAAUGUCCAGGACGACUACCUGGAACAACGUUGAUGCUUGUCCAAGCCCAGGGACGAGAUGGAAGCACCACAGACAUUGUGGCAUCACAGAAGUACAAACUGUUCCUGGUAUGUCACCAAGAUGAUUUGGAGCUCUCCCUCGCAGAGUUUGAAAUUGGUCAUGGGAAAUCAACAUUCCUCAAGGCAGACAAGGUGGCAAAACUUCAACGUGAAGGUGUUGGCAGUGGCACAGGCACGCCAAUUAGUGAAGUUGAAGUCUGA